UUCGUGAACAAUCUGUGCCUGCUAGCGGUGGACAUGAGGAAAGAACGCUGGUUCUGAGGCGGCCUAAGGGCGAAUCUAUGUUUCGUUAUCUCGUCGAACGACACCAAAGCGCUCAUUGGUGGACAACAUCUCAUCUGCAGUAUCCCAUUGCUUAGGACCCUCUUGACGCUCCCGAGACCUUGGACCCAAAUCCAAAUAUCUUUGAACAGUGACAUACCCACAGAUAGACUUGAUGGGUAUCAUCGGUCAUUCGUACAGGACAUCACUCACCCGAGUCGCUCACAAAUCUAAGGAUUGGAAAAAUUGAACAUAACACAAAGCGCAAAGUUAUUCAUUGUCCGAACCCGCCUUUUGGCCACCUUACGUCCGCCCUGCGCGCUUUUUCCUCUUCCCGCGUUCUCCCUCGCCUCGCACGCCAGAUUCAUGCCACCGCUUCAUCUUCCCAUCGCUGCACUUAACGCCGAAGGAUGCCACCUCUAUAUCGCUGCCUUGCAGAACCUCGCCGACCUACCCGACCUCGAACACGGUGUCAAUGUGCGUGCAAACGGAGGCAGAUUCGAGACCGUUGAGGUUGGAGUUCGCGAGGCUAGGACAUGGCUAAGAUGUAAGUAUCCGAGGUUGAAAACAUCAGACCUGGACAUAAUCCUCAAGUUCCUCUGCCCAAGACUGCUCUCUUCCGACUCUUUCACUGGUGGACAGUUUUUUGCUGCCAUUCGUCUGUGCAUCCACCUACUGGAAGGGAAAGAUAUUCAUCCCGACCUCGCAUACGAGCAAGCACGUCCGAAACCCGAUUCUACACUCAACAACCAGAGCCAACAACCCGCUCUACUGGCUCAAGCCAGACCAUCUAUCAGCGCCCCUCCCACGCUUCUUGUCGCCCAAACACCUCUUACACCAACGCCUUGCGUCAAACAACCUUCAAGUUCUCCGGAGAUCACUCUCAUUCCACCAGAGAAUAGACCACAGUCGCAGCCUGCGGUCAAACCAUCCCCGUCUCGCUACGGUCUGCGCGUACACAAUGCGCAUCGAACCAAUCCGGUACAGUCGCAAGGGCGUGUAGGCGAAACAUCACAUGUAGCUCGUUCAGCUCAAAGGGUCAAGAGACCACGAGAGGAGGAUGGGCAAGUUGGGGGCGAUGGCGCAUCAGAGGACGAUGUCUGGCGAGGCAUCAAUGGGAGACGCGACGAGAUGACUGACACCAGCGAGGAACAGUCAAUGAUUGAAGGCACCUCCGCCGCUGGACCCUGUAUUGUCGCCAAAGCUUCCGGAUCCAGCACCUCAGUUCAAUCCAGCGCCCGCGCGAGCACCACUCUCUCCCGCCUCGUGUCGUCCCUGGUCCUAUCGAAGCCGUUCCGCUGCCCCAAGACCAACUGCAACAAAAGCUACAAGCAAGUCACUGGCCUUAGAUACCACCGCACGCACGGUAGCUGCGAUUUCGCCCCGCCCAAGGACCUUGAGCAGGUGCAGGCCCUCCUCGCCAGCACGCAUUCCCAGCGCGAGGCUGCCGGCGAGCAGAACGCCCAGAACACCCUUCCCGACUUGGGCCUGGGAGAAGCCGCUCAACGUCUUCUCGAGGAGCUCGAGCACCAUAUCGACACCGUUGACGCGAUUUGGCCCAUGGGACAAGGCCCCGAGUGGCUCGACGCGCUUCCGAACUGGGAGCCUGGAACGUGCCCCGGGAAAACCGCCGUCCCGUUCCACAUUCGCUUUGCAGAGCACCCUGCCGGCAUAAUCUGCGACGCGUGUCGUGAGAAAGGUCUAUCCUGCAGAUGGGGAAGGGCAAAAGGCAGCGAUGGACCAUACGCACGGAAUUGCGAGAUGUGUCGUGGACGGAGAUGGGGGUGUUCAAAGGGUGGGUCGCACCGGUCGACUCAGAAGUGGAAGCGCGUGCGGGCGAUGUCACCCCCUGUGCGUCUCGUAGAUGAGGAGGAGCGUGACUUGGUUGUGAACAUCGGUGAACGUCUCGGAGCUCUGUUGAUGCAGAAUGUGGAAUGAACAUUAUAGACGCGUUGAUACCUUACAUAAUUCCAUUAUUGUACAGAACCAUGUCAAACUAAUUAACUACUUGCUCUACAAGUACUUGAGCAUGC
Coniophora puteana RWD-64-598 SS2 is the source of this 2090-nucleotide messenger RNA. RefSeq lists its product as uncharacterized. Lineage: Eukaryota; Fungi; Basidiomycota; Agaricomycetes; Boletales; Coniophoraceae. Gene Ontology annotation, cellular component: nucleus. The transcript is spliced from 6 exons. The record is from RefSeq and is a predicted model, not a curated record. The coding region runs from base 424 to 1995 and encodes 523 amino acids.